GUCAUUACUGCUGAACUUCCACCGACAGCCAUAUCUCAAGAAUUUCCAACUUCUUUUACAGCAGCAUCUAAUGUUAGUACAUCACAGCAGAAAUGGAUAAGAAGGCUCUAUGGAAGCAAGAGAGAGAGCUCCAGCGGUGGCAAUUAGGCCAUUUUGUUUGUUUUUAAUGAAUUACCUUUUUAUUUAUUUAUUUUUCCACUUUCUCAACUGUACUAGUCUCCAUGGUGUACAAUCUUUGUAUCUUAUAAUUUCUGAGAGGUAGGCAUGCCUAUUUUGGCAAUAUUGUCGGCACACAAAACUCUGGAAGUGCUGGAGAUGUUCUUUCAUUUAUACUGAUGAGAGUUAUUUUUAUUUCGUGCAAAUCAUUUAUGUUAAUCACUUUUAUAUUGUUAUAGAAGUUGCAACGUGUCUGCAUAACAUUAAAUUAUGUGAUGUCUGUGGCUUAUGGUUACUGGUUUGUGUGCAGUUUUGUCAAACCUGCACUAUUUUGUCUUACAGGUGACUGAAGAAGCCUUUUGCAAUUAAGUUGUGUAAUGAUCUUAAUAGUAAAUGGAUACAGGAAAGCCAUCUAUGCAAUUGUCGGGUGAUUAUUCCAUUAGUGAGUUUAGUUUAUGGUAGUAACUCUAUAAGUAGAUAGGCAGUUCUUCAUUCCCCUAAAACUUCAAAGAUUUAGACCCGGGUUUAUAAUUUUCCAGGCAUAACUUCUCUGGUGUACAGGAAAUAGUUUGCUGACUUGUACCCUUCUUUGCCUUGUCACGUGUUGUAGAUUUGUUCCUAACCAAGCUACUAUUGUUGCAGGUCAACUAGCUCAAGGGGCUUUAUUUGUGUUCUUAGCAAUGCUAUAAUUGGUGUGUGUGUAUGUUCUUAGCAAUGCUAUAAUUGUUUGUUCACUCGCUGAUUUCUUAGGUGCCUUAAUCAAAUCUUCCUUUUGAAAGGUCCAGCCUGCGUCUGGUUAUUUUUCAAUACUCUCUCUCUCUCUCUCUCGGUGGCUAAACAAUCGUUUAAUUAGGUAGGUAGGUGACAUGAUUGAGGAAACUGGUGCACAUUAUUGAGCAUUUUGAGAAUUCAUUUUGAUUUUUCUGGCAUCAGAUUCCAAAACAAGGGUGCAACCAGCAUCAAUUUAUGGAGAAUAAUUAUGCUCUCUCUCUCUCUCCAAUUAUUCAAAUCCAUCCAUCCAUCAAUCUAAUGUCCGAGACUUGAGGAAGAAGCUGCUACUUCCUAAUCUUCAAAGGAACCUUUUCUGGCUUCUGGAAGGAUUCCAUGUGAAGGGAAGAAUGGAGCAGGGAGCUAUUAUGCACAGGAGUAGCAGUGGGAGGUUCUCAUCAUAUGAGAGGCUGGUGGUGAUUGGCUUAGGCCUUCUUGCUGUGGUCUCACCUCUCUAUAUUGACCGGAGAACUGUGACUGAGCCAGAGCUUGAUGAGCAGCCCAUCAACAUUUCUUCAUAUUUGCCUCUGCUGCUGUGGCUACUGAUCAUGGUCAUCACUUUGUUGUGUUACUUGGAGCAGAGCUUUAUCAGGUUUGACCCUUGCUGGAUUUACAGGGUUGGUGGUUCUUCUGUAGGGAUUGUAGUCAUUCUCAUGCUUCUAGCAUUGAUCUUGAAGUGUAAAGCUUCUACAACAACUUCUACCAACAACUGGGGAGGAGACUGAAGCAAGCACACACAGACACAGACAUAGACAGAGAGAGCGAGAGUGAGAGCGAGAGCGACAGCGAGAGAGAGUCAACAGUCUAUGUAAUAGAUAUAAAUAAUGCAUACCAAGGUUGUGGAGCUCUACUUCGUGUUUUAAGAACCCCUGAGAAUUAUUUUCUCUGCUUUUAUUUAGGAUAUCUUGCAACAAAGAAUACAGCCUUUUAAUUCAAGUGAGUUUUUCUCACCUUCUUAUUUA
Molecule: messenger RNA, 1886 nt
Organism: Camellia sinensis
Lineage: Eukaryota; Viridiplantae; Streptophyta; Magnoliopsida; Ericales; Theaceae
Source: RefSeq, a predicted model, not a curated record